Messenger RNA from Hyalella azteca, 2674 nucleotides. Its product is annotated as puromycin-sensitive aminopeptidase-like protein. The record is from RefSeq and is a predicted model, not a curated record. Gene Ontology annotation, cellular component: cytoplasm. Lineage: Eukaryota; Metazoa; Arthropoda; Malacostraca; Amphipoda; Hyalellidae. Gene Ontology annotation, biological process: peptide catabolic process; proteolysis. Gene Ontology annotation, molecular function: peptide binding; metalloaminopeptidase activity; zinc ion binding. The transcript has 14 exons. The annotation marks the transcript as partial.
ACACCGAUUCCCUGGCCAGUAUAGCCCGAGCUGCAGUUGUGGAAGGUUGUAUAACUUUGUCGCAGCAGUGCUGGACUGAAAUGACUUGGACUUGUUGAAGCUGAGACAAAACAUUCAAAUUUCCGCUCUUUGAAUCGACUAUCUGUUCAUCAUCUUCUAGGUCGUGUUCCAUGCCUCCGGUAAGCCAGAGCCGCGAAGUCUUAACAGCGAUGGACAGCGGGCAACCGUUACCAACUUUGUCCUUUGGACGCAAGAAUGGGUGCUUUGUGCCCAAAAAUAUUGCAAUUAUAUUGGGUGUAUUUUUCCUGGGUUCCCUAUUGGCCACGGGUCUACUGGUGUAUUACUAUGCAACCCCUCAUCGUCCUGAUGUCGCCGGCUCGUCAACUCACUCCAUAAUAAACCCCAUCGAAGCUUCGUCGUCGCCUGUCGCCAGCACUGCAGAAUUUGUUGGAUCUCCUCCUCCUCCUCAGGCAACUUCGAAAGAACCAGUGCAGGUCUCCACUACCUCAACGACGACUGAAGCACCCGAAACCAGGAAGAAGAUCGAUGUUCGGCUUCCAAGAUCAAUCGUGCCCCUAAAGUAUGUUGUACGGCUUCAGCCAUUUAUCAACGGUAAUUUCUCUAUCAUGGGCUCGGUUGAGAUCACCAUGAAGGUCUUGGAACCCACCCAGAACGUGUCCCUGCACAUGGCCGACAUCAUCAGCAAAAACGAGACCAUCAAGUUGAAAAUGGCGGAUGACAUGUCGGCUCAAAGCUUAAAAAUCACGGAACACAAGUACGACGCUGACCGAGAAUUCUACAUCGCAAUGUUGGAUCAGGAGCUUGUCAAGGAUAGGAAGUAUGUACUUUCCAUGAAUUUCGAAGGCUACCUCAACGAUCAACUCAAAGGCUUCUACCGCUCCCAGUACACCAAUAAAAGUGGACAGAAGAAAAUGAUAGCGACAACUCAGUUCCAGCCUACGGAUGCACGGCGCGCGUUUCCGUGUUUCGACGAGCCUGCACUCAAAGCAGAGUUCGAAAUUUUCAUUGCUCGGCAAGCCAACAUGUCUGCCAUCUCGAACAUGCCGAGGAUCAACACCUCGCUUGUCCCUGAUCAGCCAGGCUGGGUGUGGGAUCACUUCAACUCUUCGGUUCCCAUGUCCACGUACUUGGUCGCCUUCGUCGUCUCCGAUUUCUCUCACAUCAACUCCACUGCUAACAAAAACACGCUAUUCAGAGUCUGGGCACGCCAAGAGGCCAUCGAUCAAGCCGAGUACGCGAAGGCGAUCGGGCCCGACGUCACGACUUAUUUCGAAGACUAUUUCUCCAUCCCGUUCCCGCUGCCCAAGCAGGACAUGAUUGCGCUGCCUGACUUUUCCGCCGGUGCCAUGGAAAACUGGGGUCUCAUCACAUACAGGGAAACAGCUUUGCUUUACGAUCCUGCGGUGUCGUCUGCGUCCAACAAACAAAGAGUUGCUGCAGUCGUGGCCCACGAGCUCGCCCACCAGUGGUUCGGAGACCUGGUCACACCGUCUUGGUGGACCGACCUCUGGCUCAACGAGGGCUUCGCUUCAUAUCUGGAAAACUUAGGAGUUGAUGCAGUUGAGCCCACCUGGAAGAUGAUGGAGCAGUUCCUGGUUGACGACCUCCACUCGGUCUUCGCGCUGGACUGCCUCGAGUCCUCGCAUCCCAUCAGCAUCCCCGUCGGCCACCCCAGUGAAAUCGAAGCCAUAUUCGAUAAGAUUUCCUACAACAAAGGUGCGUCCAUCAUCCGGAUGAUGAAUCAUUUCUUGACUGAGCCCACCUUGCGGCAGGGCUUGACGAAUUACCUCAAUCACUUCAAGUACAAAAGCGCAGAGCAGGACGACUUGUGGCGCUUCCUGACGGAGCAGGCGCAUCAGGACAAGAACUUGCCUCAGGACCUGACCGUUAAGGACAUCAUGGAUACCUGGACGCUGCAGAUGGGCUACCCCCUCAUAACGGUCACGGUCAAAGGCGAUGGCUCUGCUAUGUUGUCCCAGGAACGUUUCCUGUUGGUGAAGAACGAAAACUCGACCGACACUCACGACUACAAAUGGUGGGUCCCUAUUUCCUUCACCUCUGAAGACGCGAUGAACUUCAACGAUACACGUCCGUCAGCUUGGAUGGACAAAACCGAACCCACUAAAACUAUCUCCGGCCUUCCUACAUCACCGAACAAGUGGGUCAUCGUGAACCUCCAACAAACUGGUUAUUACAAAGUCAACUAUGAUGCUAACAAUUGGCAGCAAAUUAUCCGGCAAUUGAAGGCUGAUCACACGAAGAUUGACGUGAGCAAUCGCGCUCAGAUACUAGACGAUGCACUGGAUUUGGCACGUGGUGGAGUCCUGAGUUACGACGUAGCCAUGGACGCGUUGUCUUACCUCGAUAAGGAGACAGAGUACGUGCCUUGGAAAACUGCACUGAACAACUUGGGAUACGUCAAGAACAUGCUCAGCAGAACUGCUUCUUACGGUGCAUUCAAGCGCUACCUGAUCUCUCUCUUGGAGCCUCUUUACAAGAAAGUUGGCUUUGCUGAUAAUCUUAACGAUCCUCACCUGGAUCAACUCAUUCGUGUUCAAGCCAUCUCGUGGAUGUGUUCUCUUGAUUAUAAAGACUGCGUCACCCAAGUUGUCAGCCUCUUCAAGCGUUGGAUGGAACAACCAGCUGACAAGAG